CAAAGACUUUUAAUCUCUUUUUUCCUUCCUCACCAUCUCACUUUUAUAUACAAAUCAGAUUUUCCCAGAUUCUGGUAUAGUGUUCAUCUCUGUAAUAUCAACUCCCAAAUUUUGAUCUUUAUAUUCUCAAUUAUAAUAUGGAUAAUGAUCAAGUAAGUCUUGAUUUGAUCAGUAAUCUUCCACUUGAUAUUAUCAGACACAUAAUUUCAUUUCUUCCACUCAAAGAAGCUGUUCGAAGUAUUAGCCUUUCCACUCUUUGGAACCAAGUUUUGGCUCCCAUUAAUGUCAAGCUAGAGGGCUCCACCAUUGAUGGUGGUGAUGAAGCUGGUUUCAAAGAGAUUGAGCAAGUGUUUGGUGGGUUUUUGAGCUCUUACAAUUCUCCUCAGUUAUUAUGUCUUGGAAAAGUUGUCUUUGCCACUAAAGGGGUUGAAAAUGAGCUUCAUCUAAACUUCUUUGACCAAUCUACUACUACUACUACUCCUUUUCAUUUGAAGCUACACACAAAAAAUACCUUAAAGAAUGCUAACUUCUCUUCUCUUAGAACUCUUCAUCUUUGUUCGGUUAAUAGCAAGGUUAUCAACUUGGUUUCUGAGUUGUUCAAAGGGUUUCAUCUUCUUCAAAGUUUGAAGGUUGAGAAGUGUGUAGGGUUGGAGGAACUCCAUGUGGACAUGGGCAACUCUCUCCAUAGUUUGGUAGUGUUGGAUUGUAAUGACAUUCUUAGUCUUACAAUUUCUGCUCCAAACCUCAAAUCUUUUAGGUAUUGUGGAGUAGUUCUUCCUCGGAUUAUGCAACUCGAAAACACUUCUUUUUUGGUUGAAGUUUCUCUUGAGUUGGAUGGAGGAGUGGCGGGUGGGGGCGAAUUCGAUUGCGAGGAAGUUCUUUCCCUCUUAAAUUCUCUCAAGGAUGUUCAAACUCUCACCUUAAGUGGUUGGCUUCUUGAGUGGAUGUGUAGAGCAGGAGUGAUAUUUGGAAGGCUUGAGUUCCAAUUCAAUAAGUUAGAGAAGUUAUGUUGGAUUGGUUCUUCCAUGGACAAGGCUAAGAGAGAUUCUUUGGCUUGCUUCUUAAACAUAUGUCCUUCAUUGGUCAAACUCUCAAUUGAGAUGAAUCAUAGCCAAAGCUCCAUUGCUUGUCCAUUUUUCCACCAUUAUUGGCAUGAGCCUCAUCUUUGGAUGGAUUAUGAAACUGUGAAAAGUAACACUUCACAACUAAAACACCUCAAAAUGUUUAGCUUAGAAGGAUUCUUGGGUGAAGAAGAUGAAGUUUUGUUAAUGGAGUUACUGCUCAACAAAGCUGUGGUUCUUGAGUCAAUGACAAUAGCAUAAGUAGGGCUUUUUAAACAGGGGAGACAAUUUGCUCUGCUUCAUGAUUUCAAAUGUAAAUGUAAUUAAACUCAAUGGUUAUUAUGAUAUAAUCAAUUUGGUGAAAA
Humulus lupulus (European hop) is the source of this 1426-nucleotide messenger RNA. RefSeq names its product F-box protein At2g39490-like. Lineage: Eukaryota; Viridiplantae; Streptophyta; Magnoliopsida; Rosales; Cannabaceae. The transcript has 3 exons. Gene Ontology annotation, molecular function: protein binding. The record is from RefSeq and is a predicted model, not a curated record. The coding region runs from base 138 to 1322 and encodes 394 amino acids.